Fusarium keratoplasticum is the source of this 600-nucleotide messenger RNA. RefSeq names its product 4HBT domain-containing protein. The record is from RefSeq and is a predicted model, not a curated record. The coding region runs from base 1 to 600 and encodes 199 amino acids. Lineage: Eukaryota; Fungi; Ascomycota; Sordariomycetes; Hypocreales; Nectriaceae. The transcript has a single exon.
AUGGCAACCCUUGACGUUCCCUCGACUAAAGGCAGCGCCGCUGCUGCCGAGCCAACCGACACAGCUGAGCUUUUACGCUCGAUCGUUACAGCCCAUCCGUCUACGAUUUCAUUUCUACAAUCAUCGCCAAAUGUGCAAGCAACUCGGUCGGUUCUUGUUCUCAAGCCGGAACACUUGCCUAACAGCCUCAUGGGCGCUACCCUAGCUGCCUCAGACGCAGUUGCUGAGCCCUAUGUCUUCAAGGACGACAAUAAAGGCGCACUCUUGGCCUUUUACUACCUUGGACGCCGCCUUGCGGGACACGUGGGCAUCGUUCACGGCGGUAUCACUGCUGCACUUCUCGAUGAAUGCAUGGGAAGAGCCACGUUCGGUCGACUGCCGGGGAAGAUUGCUGUGACGGCAAAGCUUGAGAUCGAGUAUAAGGACCCGAUCUCGCUAGAUAGCGUCAUUAUAGUCCGGGCCGAUACGAUAGAGGUUCAAGGACGAAAGGCAUGGGUCGAGGCCAAAGUGCAGGAUGCGGUGGAUGGUCGAAUUGUUGCGUUGGCAAAGGGCCUGUUUAUCCAACCCAAAUGGGCCGACGAUUUAGUGCAGCUCAUGUAA